Messenger RNA from Cuscuta campestris, 1161 nucleotides. Lineage: Eukaryota; Viridiplantae; Streptophyta; Magnoliopsida; Solanales; Convolvulaceae. The record is from the annotation of a GenBank genome assembly.
GUUUAGUUUUUUGAAUAUCAUCUUUACCGUAACUAAUCCGCCAAUUCUUCCGGCCACUAAUUCACUCAAAAAUAUAACCGCCAUAGAUUAAUUUAAAAUUAUUCUUUAAACAUGGUAAAAUGGAGGAAAUAAAAAUCAUAAUCUUCUUCUUCUUCUCCCUCUUUUAUCUGACCAUAAAUCCAUAAUUACCCCACGGUAAAUUAAUCCUAUAUAUGCUUUUCUAGUAAAAAAUGGAUGAAAAUAAUGAGCCGCAAGUUGAUACCCCGAGGAAGGGCAGGCACAGAAAAUCGUCGUCGUCGUUGAGCAUUUCCGCCCUGUUUCACGGCCACCUUCACCGGCGGCACGACCUCAUCGAGCCGUCGUCGCCGUUAUCCCCGGAUCGAAGCCCGAGAGUGAACCCGUCGAGAUGGAUAGGGUCGAAACACCACCACCACCACCACAACAGCAACAAUCAAUCGCCGGAGAUCCGAGGGAGAUGCGGGAACAUCGCCGCCGGAAUCGGGCGGCAUCGGCGCCGCCACACGUCAGAUCUCACCUACGACCCUCUCAGCUACGCUCAUAACUUCGAGAGCGACGACGAUUCGCCGCUGAAGAAUAGCUUCACUGCACGGCUGAGAGCAGGGGAGGGAGCGACGCAGCGGGCGGCGGCGUCGGAAACAAGCGCAGAUGAUCCGAAUCCGCCGCCUGGCAAUACGGAUGGGAAAAAGACGAGGAGAAAAAGCUUCGAUCUGAAUGAUCUGAUGACCGUGGCUAAAGGCCUAGAGGAACUGGAAGCAAUACAAAACGCAGGAGAUAAUAAUCCUCUGGAGAUGAGAUCUAUGGCGACCAUUCUGGAAGAAGCGCCGCAGACGGCCGGUAGAUUAUGAAAACACGGCCGCCGCAGCCGUGCCGGAUAAAUUUAUAACAUUGUCUUAACUUAAAUAGCACUAAAAUUUAAUGACUUUUCCUAAAUAGCAUUACAUGUGUUUUUUUUCCAAUGUAGCAACUUUUAGUUAUUAUGCAUUAGUCAUUAUUCAAGUAAAUAUUCGCAAUCAGUGGUCAUUAUGGACAUUAUUAAGUGCUAUUUAAGGAAUAAAAUAGUUUAAGUGCUAUUUAGGAAAAUGACUUAAGUUUUAGUGCUAUUUAGUGCAAAUAUUUCUAAAUUAAACUGUACUGAUAGUU